This is a messenger RNA of Pseudophryne corroboree (corroboree frog), 4176 nucleotides long. Its product is annotated as mucin-5AC-like. The transcript is spliced from 32 exons. Gene Ontology annotation, molecular function: protein binding. Gene Ontology annotation, cellular component: extracellular matrix. The record is from RefSeq and is a predicted model, not a curated record. NCBI's taxonomy places the organism in Eukaryota, Metazoa, Chordata, Amphibia, Anura, Myobatrachidae.
AUGAGAAUUGUGUACAACCCUGGGACUAUUGUUUAUGUAGAAGAUCAUGCUUUAACCAAGCCUUCUUACCAACCCAAACAAACUAUCUCACAGUUCUUUUUGCCUUCUACACCAGGAGAUUGGAUGGAUAUUGCCCAGAAAUUUGAUGAAUGUUGGAAUUUCACCAAUUGUGGAGGAACAGUAGAUGGGAAGCAUGUCAGAAUAGUUCCAUCUGCCAUCUCUGGUUCAUACACAGCACAGCAAACAGACUCUGCCGAGCAGUCAAGUAACCAGGAUUCUAACCAAGAUUCAUCUGGUGAAGAAUACAAUAUGCUUGGCCGUGAUUAUGCAAGUUUCGAUCUGGAGAAUGAUACUUCUGAUGAACUGCAAGGUGCCUCUGCUUCAAAGGAACAGGCGGCAAACGCUACUGGAGGCACCUCGUGGUACUAUAAUCAGAGGAAUGCGUAUGAUCAGAGUGCUGCAGACUCUUCACAGGUUACAUUUAUUGCCCCAACAACGGUUCCUGUUCUAAGAAGUGCAGUCUCAGCUCACAACAACCAAGUUUGUAGCACAUGGGGUAACUCCUACUUCAAAACUUUUGAUGGAGAUAUAUUUUAUUACCCUGGCACUUGCAACUAUCUGUAUGCUUCAAACUGCAAGAACAGUUAUGAGGCAUUUAACAUCCAGAUCAGACGGACCAUAGUGAACAGCCUUCCCGUCAUUAGCCACAUCAUUAUGACGAUAGACGGGCUCUUGAUUGAAAUUACCAAUGGAACCAUUGCAUUUAAUGGCGGACAGGUGGAUCUACCAUACAGUUUCUCUGGGGUCCAGAUUGAUAGAAUUGGCAUGUACAUCAGGGUUGUUGCCAAGAUAGGUCUGGAAUUUAUGUGGAAUGAAGACGAUGCAAUUUUGUUGGAGCUGGGUACUCAGUUUGCCAAUCAGACUUGCGGCCUUUGUGGAGAUUUCAACGGCAUUCCGGUUUACAAUGAAUUUAUUAUAAACAAUGCUCAGAUGACUCCCAUUCAAUAUGGAAACAUUCAGAAAUUGAAUGGGCCGACGGAAACGUGUCAAGACCUAACAGUUCAGGUCCAAAAUAACUGCACAGACUCUAGAAGACUGUGUGAAGUGAUCCUGACAAACUCUGCGUUUUCCUCGUGUAACCAUCUCCUAGACCCCUCUUUAUACAUCAAUGCUUGUGUACAGGAUCUGUGCAGAUGUGCACAAAAUGCAACCGGAUUUUGCCUUUGUAGUACGUUCACUGAAUAUUCCCGCCAAUGUGCUCAUGCUGGUGGGCAGCCUAACAACUGGAGAACUGCCAAACUGUGCCCUCUUCAAUGCAGCUACAACCUGGAGUACAGAGAAUGUGGAAGCCAGUGUCCUGACACUUGUAGUAACCCUGAUCGCUCGUCAGUCUGCGAUAGUCACUGUAUUGAUGGAUGCUUCUGCCCUGCAGGAACUGUAUUUGAUGACAUCAAAAACACUGGCUGUAUUCCCAAGCAGCAGUGUGCCUGUACUUACAAUGGAAAGGUCUAUAACUCAGGCACUGGAUAUUCAGUUCAAUGUCAAGUUUGUACCUGUGCCAAUGGAAAAUGGAAAUGUUCAGAACAAGACUGUCAGGGAACCUGUUCAAUUGAGGGAGGAUCUCAUAUAAUCUCCUUUGAUGCAACACGUUAUAACUUCCAUGGCGAUUGCUCCUAUGUCCUAUCUAAGGUUUGCAACAACAACUCAUUCAGUGUGCUGGGAGAACUGCUACAAUGUGGUCUGACUACCACUGAGACCUGUUUAAAGAGUAUCACCCUCAGUUUAAAUAAUGGAAAUGAUCUUGUUUAUAUAAAACCAUGCGGCAGUGUGUACGUGAACUCAAUUUAUACUCAGCUACCCAUCUCGACAGCCAGUGUCACCAUUUUUUUGCCUUCAUCAUUCUACAUCAUUGUACAAACUAAGAUUGGGAUCCAAAUUCAAGUCCAGCUCAUCCCCAUUAUGCAGUUGUACAUCAGACUCGAUCCAGUCUAGAAGAAUCAAGUGUGUGGUCUCUGUGGCAACUAUAACAGCAUUCAAGCUGAUGACUUCCAAGUUCUUAGUGGAGUUAUUGAAGGCAGUGCUUCAUCCUUUGCCAACACCUGGAAGACCCAAGGCAGCUGUCCUAACAGUGUAACCAGCUUUGAAAAUCCAUGCUCCCUUAGCGUUCAAAAUGCGCAAUAUGCUACUCACUGGUGCUCAAUGAUAAGCGAUCCUGAUGGUCCUUUUGCUGCAUGCCACCAGAGAGUUACUCCUGACACCUACCAGUCGAACUGUAUGUACGAUUCAUGCAAUUAUGCCAACAGCGAGGACAGCAUGUGUGCUGCACUGUCUGCUUAUGUACAUACCUGUGCCAAAGCAGGAAUUUUACUGAAAGGAUGGAGAAAAAAUGUCUGCCAGACGUAUACAACCACAUGCCCCAACACCUUGACCUACAGUUACAACGUAAAGACCUGCCAGAACACCUGCCGCUCCCUCAGUGAACACGACAUCACCUGUGACAUCUCUUUUGUUCCUGUUGAUGGCUGCAUUUGCCAGAAUGGAACCUACAUGGAUGACAGUGGAAUAUGUGUGCUUCAGUCCUCUUGUCCUUGUUAUUACAAGGGUUCGGCAGUACCUCCAGGAGAGGUGGUCCAUCAGAAUGGAGCCCUGUGCACAUGUACUUUGGGAAAACUGAACUGCAUUGGACAAAUAACUCCAGUGGCUGCAUGUCGGGCACCCAUGGAGUACUUUGACUGUACCAACGCAUCUGUAGGCACAAAGGGAUCGGAGUGCCAGAAGAGUUGCCAAACCCUUGACAUGACUUGUUACAGUGCACAGUGUGUGUCAGGCUGCAUCUGUCCACGUGGACUGAUAGCUGAUGGACAAGGAGGAUGCGUGAGAGAGGAACAGUGUCCUUGUAUACACAACAAUAUCCCCUAUAGUCCAGGAGCCACAAUCCAGAUCACGUGCAACACUUGCACCUGCAAUAACAGAAUAUGGAGCUGCACAAAUGAGCCCUGUCUGGGCACCUGUUCUGUAUAUGGCGAUGGCCACUUUCUCACCUUUGACAGUAAAUUAUAUGACUUUGAUGGAGCCUGUGAAUAUACAUUGGCUCAGGAUUACUGCACUGGUGACCCCAACAAUGGAACUUUCCGUGUCAUGGUUGAAAAUAUCCCAUGUGGUACUACAGGAACCACCUGUUCUAAAUCCCUCAAAGUUUACCUUGGAAAAGAUGAACUGAUACUUAAUCAAGAUACAUUUGAGAUUGUGAAACAAGAUUCUGGAAAGUACAUACCAUACAAGGUCCACCAGAUGGGUAAAUACAUGGUAAUUGAAGCCCUUAAUGGAUUGAUUCUGACGUGGGACAAGGGAACCAGCAUAUACCUCAAACUGGAUUCAAGCUUCCAGGGUAAAGUCUGUGGUCUUUGUGGUAACUAUGAUGGAAAUUUUGUCAAUGACUAUACAACCAGAAGUAUGGCUGUGGUUGGAGAUGUUCUGGAAUUUGGUAAUAGCUGGAAAAUGUCUCCCAGUUGCUUGGAUUCUGUGAAUACAGUAGAUCCCUGCUCUUCCAACCCAUACAGACAGGCCUGGUCACAGAAACAGUGCAGUGUUAUCACAAGUGAUACAUUCUCAAACUGUCACUCCCUGGUGAACCCACUGAACUAUUAUGAUGCUUGUGUAAAUGAUGCUUGUGCCUGUGAUACUGGUGGGGAUUGUGAGUGCUUAUGUACUGCUAUAGCUGCAUACGCCCAAGCCUGCAGUGAGGCCGGAGUCUGUGUCAGCUGGAGAAACCCAAACUUGUGUCCCAUUUUCUGUGAUUUCUACAAUGGCGGGGAAGGACACUGUGAGUGGCACUACAACCCAUGCGGUGUUCAAGGUUCUGAGUGCAUGAAAACCUGCAGGAACCCUAAUGGAACAUGUUACCAUAAACUGGCAGGCCUGGAAGGAUGUUACCCUAAGUGCCCAAAUGAAAGACCCUAUUUUGAUGAGGAUAAAAUGGAAUGUGUUGCAAUAUGUCCAUGCUAUUCAAUUAAUGGAACACUGUACGAGGUUGGUCAAAAGAUGCCUCGUGAUGAGCGUGACGAUAACUGUACAACCUGGUUUGUACUACAUACUUAUUGUAUAGAUCAGCUGAAUAUAGAGGAAUUGUAUCAUCCUCAUCUCCCCAAAGCCUCUAAUGAUUUGACUGAAUCCUGA